CGGCACCGAGCGUCGUCAGUCACGAGGCGAAACCUACGGCAGGGCCACUCUCGACAGGCACCGUUAAGAAAGCAGGGUUCAUUCGCGACUUUUGACCAGCAUCUGGUCACAUAUUGCAGCAGACAACAUGUUGACCGGCGGCGCAGCUCUCAUCAAAUACCUAAUCUUCAUCUUCAACCUCGUCUUUGUGAUCACGGGAAUAGUGAUUUUGACGAUUGGUGCCGUAAUUUUGGGCCAGUAUGGAACAUACGAAGCUCUUUUGGAUGGAAACUACUUUUCCACACCCGGACUGCUGAUCGCGAUCGGCGUCAUCAUUUUCAUCGUCGCCUUCUUCGGCUGCUGCGGCUCCAUCAGGGAAAACUACUGCAUGGUCCUCACUUUUGCCACUUUGAUGAUCGCAAUCUUCAUCCUGGAGUUGGCCGGUGGAAUUGCAGGAUACAUGUUGAGCAGCAAUGCUGAGAAGGUGCUCCGCGAAAGUAUGGUCCGCAUGCUGCCCGAAUACAAUGUUGCAACUGGACCAUGGAACAAGCAUGACUGGGACACUCUUCAGUCCAGCUUCCAAUGCUGCGGUGUUGAUGGUCCUGACGAUUGGGCAAAGCAUGGAGUGUUCAACGGAACAAAACUCUAUCCCGAUUCAUGCUGCCAAUUCUACCCAAGUGAAUUGACCAAAUGCAAUUUUGAAGGUCCUUCCAGCAAUGCUACUGGCAUAUACACGAAAGGUUGCCUGGUCAAUUUGGAGCAAUUUGUGUCCGAUAACGCAAUUACCAUCGGAGGAACUGGAAUUGGCAUUGCAGUGGUCCAGCUUUUCGGAGUGGUUUUGUCCUGCGCCUUGGCCAAGAACAUCAAACAAGGCUACGAAACUGUCUAAGAAGAACUGAUGACACAUGAAAGAAACGAAUUUACAAUUGAAAAUCAACAGCCGAUUUCAGCUUGUCCUCUAUAUAUCUCAGCCAGCAUCUCUUUCUACUAUACUUUUUUCCAAGUAAAUAAUUAUAUUUUUGGUAUUUGAAAUGCUUUUGUCUAUUUGUGAUGAAAAAUAAAAUAAUUCAGAUUUAUAUUUAUUUUACCACUUUUCCAUCACUGUGAGUAAACUUUAAAGUACAUUUUACGUUCUAAGUUCACUGUUCUCCUGUAUUUGAUUGGAUUGCCAAGAAAACGUUGGUACUAAAUGUGGGCACCAAAAUUUUGAACACUAUUUUGCCAUUAUUGUAUAAUUUGAUAUAUUUCCAAUAGAAAUUCAUGAGAGUGAAUAAAUUUAUAAAUGGAA
This is a messenger RNA of Neocloeon triangulifer, 1267 nucleotides long. RefSeq names its product CD63 antigen-like. The coding region runs from base 128 to 868 and encodes 246 amino acids. The transcript has 6 exons. Gene Ontology annotation, cellular component: membrane. Lineage: Eukaryota; Metazoa; Arthropoda; Insecta; Ephemeroptera; Baetidae. The record is from RefSeq and is a predicted model, not a curated record.